AUGUGGAUCACGCGACUCGUCUCCCUGACCAACUUCGCCGUGGCUUCGUCGGCACUCGGUUUCCAGGUCUUCGUUCUGUACCCCUGGCACGAGCAGCUGCAGCGCGACUUUGAGGACCUCAAGAAGGAACACCUGCGAGUGCUGGAUGCCAUCCGUGACAUGGAUGUCGAGGUCAAGCACGAAGCGAGCCGAACCAUUCUGCAGCGACUAGGAUGGCGCCAAUAA
Messenger RNA from Verticillium alfalfae VaMs.102, 225 nucleotides. RefSeq lists its product as hypothetical. The record is from RefSeq and is a predicted model, not a curated record. Bases 1 to 225 code for a protein of 74 amino acids. NCBI's taxonomy places the organism in Eukaryota, Fungi, Ascomycota, Sordariomycetes, Glomerellales, Plectosphaerellaceae. The transcript has a single exon.